CCCCACGUGGCAGAGAAGAUCGCCCACCGGCAGACGGUGCGGAUAGGGCGCACCAUGAAGCUGCAGUGCCCCGUGGAGGGAGACCCUCCACCACUCAUCAUGUGGGCAAAGGAUGGCCGCAACAUCCACAGUGGCUGGAUGCGCUUUCGGGUGCUUCGUCAGGCACUGCGCAUCAAAGAGGUGGAGGCCGAAGACUCAGGUACCUUCAUCUGCAAGGCCACCAAUGGCUUCGGCAGCGUCAACAUCAACUACACCCUCAUCGUCGUCGAGGAUGCCAGCACUGGGAGGGAUGGAGCAGGAACAGCGGGAGGCCCAGAAUACCCCACUGACCUCUCAGGGAAACUGGUCCGACCGCGCUUCACGCAGCCAGCCAAGAUGAGGAAGCGCGUGAUCGCCCGGCCGGUGGGCAGCUCAGUACGGCUGAAGUGCACGGCCAGCGGGAACCCUCGUCCGGACAUCGUGUGGCUGAAGGACAACAAGCCGCUGACCCCUGAGGAGGUGGGUGAGGGGCGUAAGAAGAAGUGGACCCUGAGUCUGAAGAAUCUGACCCCUGAGAACAGCGGGAAGUACACCUGCCAGGUCUCCAACCGGGCUGGAGAGAUCAACGCCACAUACAAAGUGGAAGUCAUCCAGCGGACAAAUUCCAAGCCUAUCCUGACCGGCACCCAUCCGGUGAACACCACGGUGGACUACGGCGGUACCACCUCAUUCCAGUGUAAGGUCCGCAGUGACGUCAAGCCGGUGAUUCAGUGGCUGAAGAGGGUGGAGCCGGGGGACGAGAACAAGUACAACUCCACCAUCGAGGUGGGCGACCAUGGCUUCGUGGUGCUGCCCACGGGAGAGGUGUGGUCCAGGCCAGACGGCUCCUACCUCAACAAGCUGCUCAUCACCCGGGCCAAGGAGGAGGACGCUGGGAUGUACAUCUGUCUGGGUGCCAACACCAUGGGUUACAGCUUCCGCAGUGCUUACCUCACUGUCCUGCCAGACCCAAAGCCUCACCACACUCCCAUCCCCACGGCUACCUCUCCCAGCCUGCCCUGGCCUGUGAUCAUCGGCCUCCCAGCAGGGUUGGUGUUCAUCCUGGGUACUGUCCUGCUGUGGUUCUGUCAAUCCAAACGCCACUGCUCCUCUGGAGGUGUGGUCACCGCCCAGGCCCUGACCGUCUUACAGCGCCCGCCCCCACGGGUACCAGCCUGCCCCCCCAGCGGGGACAAAGACUGCCUGAGCUACUACAUGACCCAGCAGCAGCAGCUCCUCCUGGCCCAGGGAGGCAGCGGUCUGGCGGUCCCUAAAGUCUACCCAAAGAUCUACACAGACAUCCACACACACACACACUCACACAUGGAUGGAAAAGUGCACCAACACCAGCAUAUCCACUACCAAUGUUAGCUGCCACUGUCCUGACAGGCCCUCAUGUCUGCAGUGUUGGGUCAGCUCCCACCACCUCCCCUCCACAUGCCCAGUCCUGCUUUCCUCCUAAAGACCUAGCCAAACAGUCUGAGCUGGGGUCUGCACACAAACCCUCUUACUGUUAAAUACUAUACUGUACUGAACCAAGGCCCUGGGGAACAUGGACACAGUCAGGAUAGAUAGCACCCUCCAUGAGGUACAGAAUAAGGGACAUGGAAAUGCCUUCAGGAAUCCCACAUGAACUAAUGUGAGUCCAAAUGGAGCAAUAUUUCACACAGAACCCCACUCUGCAGAGAGAUGGCAACAUGUGUUUCUCUAGUCUGGUUCAAUCUGCACAAACUCACAGUGACUGAAAGGAGUGAAUGUAUAGAGUUAGCUCUGUCUCAUUUGAGAGUCUUUACUCUGUAGGAAAAUAGCAGCAUUUCCUGUAACACCUCUCUGGCCUUCAUGUGUCUGUGGAAGGGUCCAAGAGGAUUAUGUCAAUUAGCUCCACAUUUUUGUCAGAUGCACAGCCUCAGCAAGCACCAAAAGGAAUACGGUGCAAUGUUCACAGAUUUUAUGGAUUGCUGUUGGAUUGCAUCAGAAUCCAAAUGUGCCUUCACACAGAAGGUCAGAAGGAGAUCACCCAACAGAGACACAGCAGGAUUGAGUCAACAAAGAUUGCAUGUAUUUUAUUUCUCAAAAAGGUUUUGUUCAAGGAAAAGGACCUGCAAAGCAUUGCAGUCUUUUGUCUGUUGUAUGUGUACGUGAAUGGGAAAUGAUUUAUGGGUAAUAGGAAGUGGUAUGAAAUCCUGUAAAGAACGUUAUAAUUCCUAAGGCCGAUCAUAUUGUCACUAUCCUAAAAAAGAACCUAGAUACUAAAAUAUUCAGGAUUACAGCAAUGCAUGCAAUAAUUCCGUGUUCUUCUCGUUAUUACUUGGGUUUUACAGGUCACUGACAUGUGGGCGUCAUGGUCAGUGGUACUGUUGGGCUGAUCCAAACCCCAGGGGCACCCAAUCACAAAAGAACUUGUUCAACUUUUGAAUUCUCAGGUGGCCAUCUUUCUUUUUGUCUCUUGUUCUUUGGGUGUGUAUAGGGUAUAACUCUGACCACUAUAGGAAACUGUGGAAUAUGCUCAUGUAAUGGAACCCUUUUUUUGAGAAGAGAAACGGAAAGCUUCCCAAAAACCAAAAUACAGUAUGAUUGCUGCAUUGUCUGUGAAAAGUGUCCUCAAACUGAUUGUUCAGUUGUUCUGUGUUUUACCCCAGUAUUUGUUGUGUCAAAGCUAAUGGACUGCCAGAUUCAGAAUUCAUGCACUUAUUCCAAGUAUGUUGAUCAAAGUAGUGUUAAAGUUCAUCUAUUACUUUCAGCCUUUUGGGGGGAAUCUAGAAUCAUGGAAUAUACCCUGUUGAAUUGACCUAAAAAUUGAAAUCCUAAGUAAUUGUCUAGACUCAAAAUAUAUAUAUAUAUUUAUACACAGUGCAUUCUGAAAGUAUUCAGACCCCUUGACUUUUUUGUUUUUCUCCUCAAUCUACGCACAAUACCCCAUAAUGGAAACGCAAAAACAGGUUUAGACAUUUUUGCACAUGUAUACUUUUAUUUAUUUUUUAUAUCACAUUUACAUAAGCAUUCAGACCCUUUACUCAGUACUUUGUUGAAGCACCUUUGGCAGCGAUUACAGCCUUGAGUGUUCUUGGGUGUGACGCUACAAGCUUGGCACACCUGUAUUUGGGGAGUUUCUCCCAUUCUUCUCUGCAGAUCCUCUCAAACUCUGUCAGGUUUAAUAGAGCACAGCUAUUUUCAGGUCUCUCCAGAGAUGUUCAAACGGGUUCGAGUCUGGACUCUGCUGGCUGUGUGCUUCGGUUUCUUGCCCUGUUGGACGCUGAACCUUCGCCCCAGUCUGAGGUCCUGAGCGCUCUGGAGCAGGUUUUCAUCAAGUAUCUCUCUGUACUUUGCUCCGUUCAUCUUUCCCUCGAUCCUGACUAGUCUUCCAGUCCCUGCUGCUGAAAAACAUCCCCACAGCAUUGUGCUGCCACCACCGUGCUUCACAGUAGGGAUGGUGCCAGGUUUCUUCCAAACGUGACACUUAGGAUUCAGGCUAAAGUGUUCAAUCUUGGUUUCAUCAGACAAGAGAAUCUUGUUUCUCAUGGUCUGAGAGUCCUGUAAGUGCCUGUUGGAAAACUCCAAGCUGCCUGUCAGGUGCCUUUUACUGAGGAGUGGUUUCUGUCUGGCCACUACCAUAAAGGCCUGAUUGGUGGAAUGCUGCAGAGAUGGUUGUCCUUCUGGAAGGUUAUCCCAUCUCCACAGAGGAACUCUGGAGCACUGUCAGAGUGACCAUCAGGUUCAUGGUCACCUCCCUGACCAAGGUUCUUCUCCCCCGUUUGCUCAGUUUGGCCGGGCGGCCAUCUUGGUGGUUCCAAACUUCUUCCAUUUAAGAAUGAUGGAGGCCACUGUGUUCUUGGGGAUCUUUAAUGAUGCAGACAUUUUUUUGGUACCCUUCCACAGAUCUGUACCUUGACACAAUCCUGUCUCAGAGCUCUACGGACAAUUCCUUUCGACCUCAUGGCUUGGUUUUUGCUCUGACAUGCACUGUCAACUGUGGGACCUUAUAUAGACAGGUGUGUGCCUUUCCAAAUCAUGUCCAAUCAAUUGAAUUUACCACAGGUGGUCUCCAAUCAAGUUGUUGAAACAUCUCAAGGAUGGUCAAUGGAAAACAGAUGCACCUGAGCUCAAUUUAGAGUCUCAUAUCAAAGGAUCUGAACACCUAUGUAAAUAAGGUAUUUCUGUGUUCUAUGUUUAAUACAUUUGCUAAAAUUUCUAAAAAGCUGUUUUUGCUUUGUCAUUAUGGUUUAUUGUGUGUAGAUUGAUGAGGGAAAAAAAUGUAUUUAAUCCAUUUUAGAAUAAGGCUGUAACAUAACAAAAUGUGGGAAAAGUCAAGGGGUUUGAAUACCCUCCGAAUGCACAUACACAGUUCUGUGAAAAAGUUUCCCCCCCUUCUAAUUUUCUCUACUUUUGCAUAUUUUUGAUACUGAAUGUUAUCAGAUCUUCAACCAAAACCUCAUAUCAGAUAAAGGAAACCUGAGUGAACAAAUAACACAACAAUGACUUAGUUAUUUCAUUUAUUUCAUAAACAAAGUUAUGCAACACCCAAUGCCCCUGGCUGAAAAAGUAAUUGCCCCCUUACACUGGUUGUGCCACCUUUCGCUGCAAUGACUCCAACCAAACGCUUCCUGUAGUAGUUGAUCAGUCUGUCACGUCUCUGUGGAGGAAUUUUGGCCCACUCUUCCAUGCAGAACUGCUUUAACUCUGGGUUUUCAAGCAUGAACUGCUCGUUUCAAGUCCUGCGACAACAUCUCAAUUGGGAUUAGGUCUGGACUAGGCCAUUUCAAAAAAAAAUUGCCAUUUUCAUGUAGACUUGAUUGUGUGUUUUGGAUUAUUGUCUUGCUGCAUGACCCAGCUAUGCUUCAGCUCACAGACGAAUGGCCUGACAUUCACCUGUAGAAUUCUCUGAUACAUAGCAGAAUUGAUGGUUCCUUAUAUUAAGGUACUUGCCUGUGGCAGCAAAGCAUCCCAAACUAUCUUGGCUGUUGGUAUAAGGUUCUUACUGUGGAAUGCAGUGUUUGGUUUUUGCCAGGCGUAAUGGGACCCAUGUCGUUCACAAAAUUAUACUUUGACUCAUCUGUCCAUAGAACAUUCUUCCAAGCGUCUUGAUGAUCAUCCAGGGUCUUUUUGGCAAAUUUGAAUAAACUUUUUGGAAGAGAUGGGUUUCAUUAUAUCCGGCGAAAACCAACCACAAUCAAGUGUACAUGAAAAUGGUUUAAAUGCAACAAAUUUGAAGUUUUUGAAUAGCCUAGUCAAAGUCCAGACAAAUCCCAAAUGAGAUGUUGUCGCAGGACUUGAAACGAGCAGUUCAUGCUUGAAAAACCGUCAAUGUUGCUGAGUUAAAGCAGUUCUGCAUGCUAGAGUUGGCCAAAAUUCCUCCACAGCGAUAUGAGAGAUUGAUCAACAACUACAGGAAGCAUUUGGUGGCAGUCAUUGCAGCUAAAGGUCGCACAACCAGUUAUUAAGUGUAAGGGGGCAAUUCAUUUUUCACCCAGGUGAAUUUGGUGCGGAAGGUAACCUGCUGGUUAGAGCAUUGGACCCGUAACUGAAAGGUUUCUGGAUCGAAUCCCCUGACAAGGUAACAAUUUGUCGUUCUGCCCCUGCACAAGGCAGUUAGCCCACUGUUCCCCAGUAGGCCGUCAUUGGAAAUAAGAAAUUGUUCUUUGAAGAUGGGUCUUUGACAUAGUUCAAUACAAAAAUCUAAAAUUGAGUGUUGCAAUACUUUGUUAAAUAGAUCAAAUAAGUGUCAAUUUUUUUGAUAUUUAUAAACUAAGGUUCCCUAUUAGGUUUUGAAAUCUGAUUCACUAUUGAAAAUAUACAAAAAUAGAGAAAAUCAGAAAGGGGGCAAACACUUUUUAUUUUUAUAUAUAUACACACAGUAUAUCAAAAUUCAAAAGUUUGGACACACCUACUCAUUCAAGGGUUUUUCUUCAUGUUUACUAUUUUCUACAUUUUUGAAUAAUAGUGAAGACAUCAAAACUAUAAAUAACACAUAUGGAAUCAUCUAGUAACCAAAAGAGUGUUAAACAAGUCAAAAUAUAUUUUGCCUUGAUGACAGCUUUGCACACUCUUGGCAGUCUCUCAACCAGCUUCCCCUGGAAUGCUUUUCCAACACUCUUGAAGGAGUUCCCACAUGUGCUGAGAACGUGUUGGCUGCUUUUCCUUCACUCUGCAGUACAACUCAUCCCAAACCAUCUCAAUUGGGUUGAGGUCAGGUGAUUGUGGAAACCAGGUCAUCUGAUGCAGCACUCCAUCACUCUCCUCCUUGGUGAAUUAGCCCUUACAUAGCCUGGAGGUGUGUUGGGUCAUUGUCCUGUUGAAAAACAAAUGAUAGUCCCACUAAGCACAAACCAGAUGGGAUGGUGUAUUGCUGCAGAAUGCUGCUGUGGUAGCCAUGCUGGUUAAGUGUGCCUUGAAUUCUAAAUGAAUCACCAACAGUGUCACAAGCAAGGCACCAUCACACCAUCUCCUCCAUGCUUCAUGGUGGGAACCACGCAUGCAGAGAUCAUCCGUUCACCUACUCUGCGUCUCACAAAGACAUGGCUGUUAGAACCAAAAAUCUCAUAUUUGGACUCAUCAGACCAAAGGACAUAUUUCCACUCGUCUAAUGUCCAUUUACCCAUUUUUUUCUACCCAAUUUUGUGGUAUCUAAUUGGUAUUUAGUCUUGUCGCAUCGCUGUAACUCCCAUACGGACUCAGGUGAGGCGAAGGUCGAGAGGCGUGCGUCCUCCGAAACACAACCCAACCAAGCCACACUGCUUCUUGACACAAUGCCCACUUAACCCGGAAGCCAGCCGCACUAAUGUGUCUGAGAAAACACCGUACACCUGGCGACCGUGUCAGAGUGCACUGUGCCCGGCCCGCCACAGGAGUCGCUAGUGCGCGAUGGGACCAGGACAUACCUGCCGGCCAAAUCCUUCCCUAACCUGGACAACGCUGGGCCAAUUGUGUGCCUCCCCAUGAGUUUCCCCAUUAGUUGGCCAAAACAACCUGGACUCGAACCAAGAAUCUCUAGUGGCACAGCUAGCACUGCGAUGCAGAGCCUUAGAUCACUGCGCCACUCGGAAGGCCCCUUUGCUCAUAUUUCUAGGCCCAAGCAAGUCUCUUCUUCGUAUUGGUGUCCAUUAGCAGUGGUUUCUUUGCAGCAAUUUGACCAUAAAGGCCUGAUUCACGCAGUCUCCUCUGAACAAUUGAUGUUGAGAUGUGUCUGUUUCUUUAACUCUGUGAAGCAUUUUUUUGGGCUACAAUUUCUGCUAAUGAAGGAGGUUUUAUGCCGGCUCUUAUUUUAUUUUUGACAAGCGCGCGUCUCUGCGACAACACAUGCCUCCUUCACUCUAUAGAUUUUUGGGCUCAUGCAUUAAAAAAAAGCAUGUAGAGGUCUGUCAUUUUUUAUCAUAGGUACACUUCAACUGUGAGAGACGGAAUCUAAAAUAAAAUCCAGAAAAGCCCAUUGUAUGAUUUUUAAGUAAUGAAUUUGCAUUUUAUUGCAUGACAUAAGUAUUUGAUACAUCAGAAAAGCAGAACUUAAUAUUUGGUACAGACACCAUUGUUUGCAAUUACAGAGAUCAUACGUUUCCUGUAGUUCUUGACCAGGUUUGCACACACUGCAGCAUGGAUUUUGGCCCACUCUUCCAUACAGACCUUCUCCAGAUCCUUCCUUGCUGUCGCUGGGCAAUAUGGACUUUCAGCUCCCUCCAAAGAUGUUCUAUUGGGUUCAGGUCUGGAGACUGGCUAGGCCACUCCAGGACCUUGAUAUGCUUCUUACAGAGCCACUCCUUAGUUGCCCUGGCUGUGUGUUUCGGGUUGUUGGCCAAUAUCUCGCGAUACAUGGCCCCAUCCAUCCUCCCCUCAAUACGGUGCAGUCGUCCUGUCCCCAAAGAAUGAUGUUUCCACCUCUAUGCUUCACAGUUGGGAUGGUGUUCUUGGGGUUGUACUCAUCCUUCUUCCUCAAAACACGGUGAGUGGAGUUUAGACCAAAAAGCUCUAUUUUUGUCUCAUCAGACCACAUGACCUUCUCCCAUUCCUCCUCUGGAUCAUCCAGAUGGUCAUUGGCUAACUUCAGAUGGGCCUGGACAUGCUCUGGCUUGAACAGGGGGACCUUGCAUGCUCUGCAGGAUUUUAAUCCAUGACGGCGUAGUGUGUUACUAAUGGUUUUCUUUGAGACUGUGGUCCCAGCUCUCUUCAGGUCAUUGACCAGGUCCUGCCAUGUAGUUCUGGGCUGAUCCCUCACCUUCCUCAUGAUCAUUGAUGCCCCACGAGGUGAGAUCUUGCAUGGAGCCCCAGACCGAGGGUGAUUGACCGUCAUCUUGAAUAUAUAUAUAUAUCCCAUUUAGCAGACGCUUUUGUCCAAAGCGACUUACAAGUCGGCUGGGGCCACUACUUUCACAUACGGGUGGCCCCAGCGGGAAUCGAACCCACGACGCUUGGCGUUGCAAGCGCCAUGCUCUACCGACUGAGCCAGACAGGACCCUGAACUUCUUCCAUUUUCUAAUAAUUGCGCCAACAGUUGUUGCCUUCUCACCAAGCUGCUUGCCUAUUGUCCUGUAGCCCAUCCCAGCCUUGUGCAGGUCUACAAUUAUAUCCCUGAUGUCCUUACACAGCUCUCUGGUCUUGGCCAUUGUGGAGAGGUUAGAGUCUGUUUGAUUGAGUGUGUGGACAGGUGUCUUUUAUACAGGUAACGAGUUCAAACGGGUGCAGUUAAUACAGGUAAUGAGUGGGGAACAGGAGGGCUUCUUAAAGACAAACUAACAGGUCUGUGAGAGCCAGAAUUCUUACUGGUUGGUAGGUGAUCAAAUACUUGUCAUGCAAUAAAAUGCAAAUUAAUUACUUAAAAAUCAUACAAUGUGAUUUUCUGGAUUUUUGUUUUAGAUUCCGUCUCCCACAGUUGAAGUGUACCUAUGAUAAAAAUUACAGACCUCUACAUGCUUUGUAAGUAGGAAAACCUGCAAAAUCGGCAGUGUAUCAAAUUCUUGUUCUCCCCACUGUAAUAAUUAUAAAAAAUAUAUAUUUUUCAUGUUUAAAAAAGACUAACUGUUUUAGUGUGGGGAAAACAACCAGGUUCUAUUUUGUAUAGGGUACCUCUGCAGCAUUUUGUAUAGGGUACCUCUGGGUCUUCUUUUCCUGUGGUGGUCCUCCAUGAGAGCCAGUUUCAUCAUAGCGUUUGAUGGUUUUUGCGACUGCACUUGAAGAAAUUUUAAAUGUUCUUGAAAUGCUCCAUAUUGACUGACCUUCAUGUCUUAAAGUAAUGAUGGACUGUCAUUUCUCUUUGCUUAUUUGAGCUGUUCUUGCUGUAAUAUGGACUUGGUCUUUUACCAAAUAGGGCUAUCUUCUGUAUACCAGCAAUACUUGCCACAACACAACUGAUUGGCUCAAAAGCAAAAAUGUACUUUUAACAAGGCACACCUGUUAAUUGAAAUGCAUUCCAGGUGACUACCUCAUGAAGCUGGUUGAGAGAAUGCCAAGAGUGUGCAAAGCUGUCAACAAGGCAAAGGGUUGCUUCUUUGUAGAACUUCAAAUAUAAAAUAUAUUUUGAUUUGUUGAACAUUUUUUUGGUUACUACAUGAUUCCAUAUGUGUUAUUGAAUAGUUUUGAUGUCUUCACUAUUAUUCUACAAUGUAGAAAAUAGUGCAAAUAAAUAACCCUUGAAUGAGUAGAUGUGUUCAAACUUUUGACUGGUACUGUAUAUCAAUGCCUACUUUAAUUUAAUUUCAUAAACAAGAAUUAUAUAUUUUUCUUUACAAUUGGGCAUUAUGCAAAAAAUAAAAUAGCACCUCAUCAGUGGAUGACAUUUUGUCUUAUAGUUACAGUGUAAGUAAGCUAUGUAGCAAAUAUGUAUCAAGUGUAAAAUAUUCAUAUGUGCCAUUCAGAUAUUCAAAACAUUAUUGGUAAACUUUCUAUAGACAAUCUUGUACAGUCUAUUGUCUUUUAGGUUCAAUAUGUUUUUGUCACAUGGAAACAUUUUAAUAAUUUUAUCAACGUCAUUAAAAUGGUAGUUAAUCUUU
Messenger RNA from Oncorhynchus masou masou (cherry salmon), 9992 nucleotides. RefSeq names its product fibroblast growth factor receptor like 1a (gene fgfrl1a). Gene Ontology annotation, molecular function: fibroblast growth factor binding; fibroblast growth factor receptor activity. NCBI's taxonomy places the organism in Eukaryota, Metazoa, Chordata, Actinopteri, Salmoniformes, Salmonidae. Gene Ontology annotation, cellular component: plasma membrane. The record is from RefSeq and is a predicted model, not a curated record. The transcript is spliced from 5 exons. The coding region runs from base 55 to 1389 and encodes 444 amino acids.